CCCUGGGGUUGUGUUUUGCACAACUUGCCAGCUUUUCAUUUGAGCAGUAUGUUCAGAGUCAAGAGAGUUUUGCAAAAGACCUGGAUUCUUUUGCAGGUGUGCCUGUUUACUGCUAUUGGUAAAACUCUUAUGGUCUUGUUCCCAGCUGCUGUCAAGCAAUAUAUAUUGAAACAAGGGGAAAAGAGUAGCAUAGGGAGGAACCCAAAGUUUGCCUAUGAAAACUGGGGUCCAACGUUCUUCAGUUUCCAGUACUUACGCUUUGUCUUAAAAGUCAAGUGGAAGAGGUUGGAAGACGAAGCAUUUCAAGGCUUUCCUGCACCCAACACUACCGUGGUAGAUAUUGAAGGGAAAAUUCAUCAUAUCCUGGACUUCAUACAAGACAAGAGGCCUUUGGUCUUAACAUUUGGAAGCUGUACCUGACCUUCAUUUAUGUUUAAAUUUGGCGAGUUCAAGAAGCUUGUAGAAGAUUUCAGUUUUGCAGCAGAUUUCCUUGUGAUCUACAUUGAAGAAGCUCAUGCCUCAGAUGAAUGGGCUUUUAAGAACAAUAUUGUUAUUAAAAGUCACAGAACUCUCCAAGAUCGUAUACAGGCUGCACAGGUCCUGUUGAAACAGCAUCCUUUAUGUCCAGUGGUUCUGGACACUAUGGAAAACCUGAGUAGCUCCAAAUAUGCAGCUCUUCCAGAAAGACUGUAUGUGCUUCAAAGAGGACAUGUUGUCUAUAAGGGCGGAGUGGGACCUUGGAAUUACUGUCCACAAGAAGUACGUGAAGUUUUGGAAGAAUUACUUUAAAUAAUAGAACAGAUGUUAUGACGAUCAAACACACAUACAUACACACACAUGGUCAUCCCCUAGUCUAACUACUGUAAUUCAAAUAUAUCUUUAAAGGAGAAAAUCCCUAUUAAUUUAAGAAAAGUGAAAACUGACAUACUGUCAGCUGUGUUCAGUGACUAUUAGCUGUCCACAGAUGUAUAAAUGCACAUAUUAAAUUCAGCAUUUAGUAGCUGCACUUACACAUGACAAUCUGCAAUUGCUAAUAUCAAUUAACUUGUCUUAAGCAACAUGUGCAAACAACAGUGGCACAAUCAGCUGAGAAACAUCUGUAGGGAAAUGUCUCUAUAUAGCAAAUUAUUUAUUUGAAGCCAUAAUAGUUCCCAUAUUUCUCCCUUAUUUUUUUUACAAUACUUUAAAACAAAAUGGCUGUUGAAUUGUGAGGAUUGCACAAGUUGCUUCUCAUUAAACAUUUCCCAGUUGAAGCAAUCUCUACACUGUUGAAAACGAUGAAGAGUUUAUCUUUGAACACCAUUUCAUACUGGACAUUUGACAGUAUUAAUUCCAGACCCCACUAUAUGCCCCUGUUGGGAUUAUAGUCAUUUGGUUCUGCUAUAUAUUCUGAAGAGGAACAGCCUUUUCAGAUGCCUUAAGAUGGGGAUGGGACUACUUGGAUUGGCCAAAGAUGAUGCAACUCAUGCUCUUAAUAUGCAUUGACACAUGUAGCUUUUUCACCCUCUCCUCUUCACAUAAUGGGCAGCAGCACAUUCAGAGCUAAUGUUUCCAAUGUCUACUAGCAUAUAAUGGCUUUUUGAACUUUCUGAACUAUUGUAAUCAACUGCUUAGUUUUGUUUCUAUUCAUUUUUAUUUAUGACAGUCAUAGCUUAAAAUGUGAAGAGCUGUGACCUGAUUUGGGGGAAAAAUGGAUAGAAACAAGAUGCUAAACUACCAUUAUUAAACUAUGUCAAAGUA
Molecule: messenger RNA, 1740 nt
Organism: Sceloporus undulatus (fence lizard)
Lineage: Eukaryota; Metazoa; Chordata; Lepidosauria; Squamata; Phrynosomatidae
Gene: DIO1
Product: iodothyronine deiodinase 1
Exons: 4
Molecular function (GO): thyroxine 5'-deiodinase activity
Source: RefSeq, a predicted model, not a curated record